Molecule: messenger RNA, 1203 nt
Organism: Tarenaya hassleriana
Lineage: Eukaryota; Viridiplantae; Streptophyta; Magnoliopsida; Brassicales; Cleomaceae
Product: peroxidase 66
Exons: 3
Coding region: 98-1063 (321 amino acids)
Biological process (GO): response to oxidative stress; hydrogen peroxide catabolic process
Cellular component (GO): plasmodesma; plant-type cell wall
Molecular function (GO): peroxidase activity; heme binding
Source: RefSeq, a predicted model, not a curated record
AAUAGUACGUUUCCUUUGUUCUUCAUCCUCUCCUCAACACACAACUUCUACAAACCCUAGCUAGUUUGCGCACUUUCCUUGGCUUAAAACGUCGAGGAUGUCAUUCUCGACAAAUCUCGUCUCUUCGAUAAUUUUCGUCGUAUUGGCGAUGCUUAAUCCAUCCGAGGCCAGCCUCGACGCUCGUUACUACGAUAGAUUGUGUCCCGCCGCGGAGAAAAUCGUUCUCGAAACCGUUCGAAACGCGACAUUGCAUGAUCCUAAGGUCCCUGCUCGCAUCCUUCGUAUGUUCUUCCACGACUGCUUUAUCCGGGGUUGUGAUGCAUCGCUUCUACUGGACUCGACUCGGACUAACCAAGCCGAGAAGGAUGGCCCUCCAAACAUCUCGGUCCGGGCAUUUUACGUGAUCGAUGAUGCCAAAACUAAGCUCGAAAAAGCAUGUCCUCGGAAGGUGUCUUGUGCCGAUAUAAUAGCUAUCGCAGCAAGAGAUGUGGUCACAUUGUCCGGAGGUCCCUAUUGGAAUGUACUCAAAGGACGGAAAGACGGAAGAAUUUCCCGAGCCAACGAGACGAUCAAUCUUCCUGCUCCGACUUUCAACGUUUCCCAACUGAUCCAAAGCUUUGGCGCGAGAGGCUUAGGGAUUAAAGACAUGGUUACACUCUCGGGAGGGCACACGUUAGGGUUUUCUCAUUGUUCUUCCUUUGAAUCCCGUCUUCAAAACUUCAGUUCUCUCCACGACAUCGACCCUUCAAUGAACGAGAAUUUCGCCCAAACUCUGAGAAAGAAUUGCCCGAAACUAAAGCGAGACAAGAACGCAGGGCAGUUCUUGGAUUCCACUUCUUCGGUUUUCGACAAUGACUACUACAAACAGAUAUUGGCAGGGAAAGGGGUGUUCGGCUCGGACCAGGCACUUCUCGGCGAUCUUAGGACAAAGUGGAUCGUCGAGACAUUCGCACGGGACAAAACCGCGUUUUUCAGAGAGUUUGGAGCUUCGAUGGUGAAACUCGGAAACGUCGGGGUGAAAGAGGUCGGAGAAGUGAGAGUUAAUUGCCGUUUCGUCAAUUAAGUAAAAUCUUUCAGAAAAUUGGAACCAUGAGAAGAGUUCUAUAUACGAAACUUGGUUAUUGAUUAUUUUGGAUAAUAAUGUAAAGCCGACCAAUAUAAUGGCCGGUUAUGAAAAUAUACUUCUCUAUUGGGUUUGCUUGA